Messenger RNA from Megachile rotundata (alfalfa leafcutting bee), 974 nucleotides. RefSeq lists its product as uncharacterized. The record is from RefSeq and is a predicted model, not a curated record. Lineage: Eukaryota; Metazoa; Arthropoda; Insecta; Hymenoptera; Megachilidae.
GUUAAUAGUAAUCGAUCAAUUUCUUUUAUAUAGUAUUCCACAAUGCGAAUGACAAGCGCAUUUUUUUUACUGGGAUGCUACUUCUUGGUUUUGGCACUUGUCAGCGGAGCACCGAGACCAGAUGAACCAGCUUUCGAGCUUCCGGUACAGCUGGUCGGCUUUCCGGUGAUCAUAGCUGCUGUUAGGAUUACCAAUUUUGUGAAGAAACUCGCGUACUCACUGAAUCCAGAGACUUAUGCCAACAGAGUGAAACGGACCCUGCCCCUAGUGCACGACGAAGAGAUCCUAGACGUUGGUGAAGUCGAAAAGAAACUAAUAUCCGAGCUAGGAAACAAUGUCUGCGUCUACGAAAGAAUUUGCGCCAAAUAUGCAACCAAAACUCUGAAAAAACGAAGUCGCGAACGUGUUCUGGAUUGGGAUGUCGUCUUCAGGGAGUACAAGUCGUCGCCAAACCCGAUGAAGGAGAAUUAUUUAUUGAGCGUGUUCCUGGGCGACAUCAUAGGCAGCCCGCGGCUCUGUCAUCAGUUGGCGAAGAGAGGAAGAGGUUGCGACCAAGAUACGCUCUCGGAUUAACUGUAAACCAUCGUUUAUGCGGUGCAAAACCAAACUGCUGUACAGACUGUAAAUACUAAGAUGAUAUAAACUUCUUGUUUUCUACUGGGUCGUUAAUCCCCUGGACAAGGCUGCAGCUGCGUUUGAACAAGAACUCUGUUCCUCGAACUGCGUUCAUACACUACCAGCCAAAAGUCGCGGACUAAUUGUCGAUUAAUGUACAGAAAGAAAUAUUAGUAUUGUUUUUAUGAAAAUUAUGGGAAGUUUUUUUUAUUUUUCACCUGGUAUGAAGGCGAUGGGUUUGGGGUGAUUUUGGUGAAGUGGGAGGGUUAGAUCUACAUGUGCUAUGUUAUGUUAUGUUUCUUAUGUUUUCAUUUCUGAAGUUCGUAAAUUUUCAAAUUUCUAAAGUUUACAAAUCAUGA